Ylistrum balloti is the source of this 9219-nucleotide messenger RNA. Its product is annotated as telomerase protein component 1-like. Gene Ontology annotation, molecular function: telomerase RNA binding; protein binding; telomerase activity. Gene Ontology annotation, biological process: telomere maintenance via recombination. Lineage: Eukaryota; Metazoa; Mollusca; Bivalvia; Pectinida; Pectinidae. The transcript has 54 exons. The record is from RefSeq and is a predicted model, not a curated record. The coding region runs from base 1 to 8133 and encodes 2710 amino acids. Gene Ontology annotation, cellular component: telomerase holoenzyme complex.
AUGGAUACAUCAAGCAGCAGUCUUUUAUCCAAGUGGUCAGUGAAGCCUUCCUCUGGUCUCUCAUUGACAGGAGGGAGUUCUUCAGGGCUGUCAUUGACAGGAGGGAAAUCUUCAGGGCUAUCAUUGACAGGAGGGAAAUCUUCUGGGCUGUCAUUGACAGGAGGAUUGCAGUCUGGGCUCUUGUCCUCUUUACAGUCAAAAACAUCCUCUUCUGAUUAUGGCAAACGAGGAAAGCAUAAGAUCCCCACAACAGAGACAGUUGUCGCUGAAAAGAAGAAAAACAAGCUGGAAGACAGUUGCUUAAAGACGACACCAUCUCUACUGUCAGGUAACCUUGGAAACAGUUCUCUCCUGCAGACCUCGAGUCUUCAGAGUAAUGUAGGUGGGCUGAGUCUGUCAGGACAGAGUUCACUCCUCUCUACCUAUAGUCUCAGGAGCCAGUCAACUUCUAAGACAUCUAUAAUGACAAAUGGCUUAUCCAAACUCCAGACUCCACCAAAUCCUCAGGUGUCAACAACACUGAUUGGGAAAUCUUCUUUGACUGGAUCUUUAUCAACAGGUUUUUCAUUGUCCCAUGGAUCUAUUGUUACGGGUACUUCAAGCUUACUCUGUCAACAAUCUUCUGCUGAAAAGUCUUCGAUGCUUAAUACAUCAGGUUUGUCCACAAAUAUGGUGUCAGGUGCCACAAAGCUUUCACAUAGCAAGAGUCCAGAAAAAAGGUCACAUGACCAAGCAUCUGCGAAGAAGGGUAAAUCCAAAAAGUCUAAAUCUAAGGGGAUAAUUACUGAAGAACAGAUGCAGAUGCUGGCAAUGAAACGGUACAAAAUUGUGACACCAGAGUAUGACCUUAGUAAGGUGCUCAAGAAUUCAAUGGACACCCCGGUUAUGGAUGAUUUUAUGGAGGUAGACAAAGAUCCAUUCCUGAACAGGAUUCAGGUACCUCUCCAUGAUGUCAAUGGAAUGAAGCUGGCUUUCAUUAAUGCUGUAAGUGGAUCCCUCAUUUGUCAGCCAAAUUUUAGAAACUCCAAGGACUUGACCAGAAUAUCCUUGAGUGCUAUGGCUGAAAGAGUUGUGCCGUAUGAUCCAGAGUUUAUCCUCAAGGUCGCCUUGUAUACUAGGAAGCAGCUCAACAUCCGUACCACUGCAAACUUCCUUCUAGCAAUGGCAGCAAAUGUUCGCCCCUGUAGACCUUACCUCAAAAAGUACUAUGUCCAGUCUAUUGCCCUGCCUUCGGACUGGAUAGAGGUAGCUGAGAUCUACCAGGCAUUCCACGACAAAACCAUCGGCCAGGGAGCUAUUCCAGCUGCCCUCAGGAAGGUUAUGAUCACAAAAUUUCCAAAUUUUGACAAAUACCAAUUAGCAAAAUACAACAAGGAUAGUUCAAAGAAAAAGAAGAAAAAGAAGACAAAAGAUGAUGAAAAUAUUUCCACCUCCACUUCAAGAGGUAGAGGUCAACCACGGGGUCGAGGCCGUGGCAGAGGUCGUGGUAGAGGUCGUGGAGGCUUUACAGUACCUGAACAAGCAGUAAAACAGAAGAAGAAAUCUCUAUUUGAUUCUGACUCCUCUGAUUCUUCAGACUCAGACUCUGAAGAUGAGUUGUUGAGAAGACAGAUCAGUGACAUCAUUUACGAUGAGAAGGAAAGCGAAGCGGAACUUUCCCAGGCCAAAUUUUCUCUGAAGCAACUGAUCCGCAAACUUCACAUUGUGGAACCAGUGGAGCAUGUCAUGUGUCUGGUUGGGAAAAAAUACCCGGACACUAUGGAAGCAUUCUAUCAGAGUCGUUUGCCAGGAACUUUUGAAGAGGAGAGAGCUGGCAAGAGGAUGAAACUUCCAAUCCCAGAAACAUGGGAGACACAGGUGUCACUGAAGGGCAACAAGGCAAAGACUUGGGAGGAUCUAAUAGACCACAAUAAGCUUCCCUUUAUGGCGAUGCUGAGGAACCUGAGAAACCUGAUCAAAGCGGGGAUAUCAGAAAAACACCACACAAACAUCCUCAACAGACUGACUAACGAGAGACAAGUUGUGAACAGUAAGCAGUUUCCAUUCCGAUUCUUCUCUGCCUAUGAAGUUCUAGGGAACCUGGAGAAGGAUUAUGAGAAGAGUCAAGCUGAUAUUGUGAAGGCAGCAGAAGAUGCAGCUGUGUCCUUUACAGCCCCUGUAGGACGAGGAAGGGGUGGUGGGACCAGAGGGGCAGGCCGUGGGGCCAAGAAAACUAAUCCAGAGAUGUGGUGGCUGGAUAAGAAGAAAAAUAAGGAAACUCAAUUUGACAAGCAACUGAUAGCAAGGUAUAGAAAAGCCCUUGAUAAAUCAGUGAAGAUUGCCACAACAUACAAUGUUGAGCCCAUAAAGGGGCGAACUAUUGUUCUGUGUGACAUUGGGCCUAGCAUGGAGGUCAACUGUACUGCAGCUAAAGGACUUGGCAAACCUAGACAGAUGAAGGAAGUUGCAGUUUUACUUGGAUUAAUGUGCAAGUAUUCAUGUGAGGAGUGUGAUCUUGUAGCAUUCACCCCAAAGACUUACUUCAACAUCCAGCUCAAGUCUGGCACCAUUCUGGAGAACAUGGAUGUUGUCCUGGAUCCUAUGACUCUUGUCAAUGCUGAAAUGAAGAAUUCUGAGUCUCUGCCAUUUAUGUUACCACACAAGAUACUGUCGGAUGCUUUGCGGGACAGAGUUCAGAUUGAUAACUUGAUUUUCCUGAGUGGUGGAGAUAAUGUACCCACCCAACAGAAAUAUCUCUCAACAUUUUUGAAGAAGUAUAGAGAAAUUGUCAACACGGACCUCUUGUAUGUCAACAUAUCGUUUGCAGGAAAGAACUGUGGAUUCUCUGAGAGUAUUAUUCCAGAACAUGACAAUGACAUCUAUAUCUCAGGAUACAGUGAUCAGAUACUCCGGUUCAUAGCAGAGAGAGGAGAAGGGGGACAACUCCGACAUGUAGAAAAUAUAGAUGAAGCAUUUGACCUUCGACCCAUGCCAGCCAUCUCAGCAGACAGAGAAAACAAACCCAAAUUAGUCCAACCAGCCAAACCUCUGCCUGUUGUGUCCAACUCACCCAGCUGGAAAACACUGCGAGUGUUCAUCUCCUCAACAUUCCGGGACAUGCAUGGUGAGAGAGACAUUCUCACCAGAAACAUAUUUCCAGAGUUGCGUGCCCUUGCAAAGAAACACUUCAUCAACAUAUAUGAAGUGGAUCUCAGAUGGGGAGUAACAGAAAAAGAUACAAAGACAAACAGAACCAUGGAGCUAUGUCUCUCAGAGGUCAAACAGUGUGACCUGUUUCUGGGAAUACUGGGAGAGCGUUAUGGCUGGGUACCGGAAAAGUAUGUUGUCCCAGAUACAUCUGAGUAUGAUUGGGUCAGGGAAAGUAAACCUGGGCUGUCAGUUACCGAAAUGGAGAUGUAUGCUGGAGCCCUGAGUCAGCCAGAGAAAGUGCAACAAUCAGCCUUCUUCUUCCUCAGAGACAGUCAGUUUGAAAAGAACAUUCCAGGAGAAUUCACAGCCGACUUUAUGGCUGAGAACAAUGAAUGUAGAGAGAAAAUGGCCAACCUGAAAACAAGGAUACGAAACAGUGGCCUGGAAGUUUAUGACGAGUAUCCUUGUCAAUGGGGUGGGGUGGCUGAGGAUAAACCUCUUGUGUCAGGCCUGGAAUUGUUUGGUGCAAGAGUCCUUAAUAACCUCUGGAACUCAAUCAACAAACUCUACAUAGAAGAGGCCGAAAUCUUGGAUGAGAAUACACACAUAUCAAAGCAACAUCAGGCUAUGUUGGAACGGCACCAAGACAACUUCGUCGGGCGAAAAGCUAUGAUCAAAGAUUGUCUGAAACAACUGCAGUUUGUGCCCUCUGGAAUUUUGGGAUUGGUCGGCAAACCUGGAACUGGGAAAUCUGCUGUGAUGGCCUCCUUAGUGCACAGUUAUGUAGAGUCGUCCAUGUGUGACAGUGCCUUGUCUGUACUGACCCACGUCGUAGGAGCUGCUCCAGGAUCUACCAACAUCCUGGCAACUCUUAGGCGCCUUACUCAUGAAGUAAAACGACGAUUUGGGCUGGUCAAAGAAGUCCCUGAGGAUUUUAAGAACCUUGGCCUGGUGUUUGGUGAGAUGUUGAAGGAAGCUGGUACCAUGUGUGGGUCCCCUCUCCUCAUAUUUAUAGAUGGUGUGGACAUCAUGGAAAGCGCCUACCAACCAGACAACCUAGAGUGGCUGCCAACACCAGUACCUAAGAAUGUGAUAUUCGUACUUACUGUGCUGGAUGGUGGAAAAUGUCACAUGUCUCUCCAACGUCACAAAGGUCAAGAGGUCAGUGUUGGGGGUCUUGACAUGUGGGACAAGGCAGAUGUUGUCAGGACAACACUGGCCACUCACAGAAAAGCACUGGAUGAGACGCCUUUCAACAACCAGUUGAAGCUUUUAUUGUCAAAGAAAGAAGCAUCAGUGCCGUUGUUCCUCAAAUUAGCUUGUGAGGAGCUACGAGUGUUUGGAGUCUUUGAAAAGGUUAGCAGUAAGCUGAAAGCCCUCCCUCACACUGUCCAGCAGUUGCUACAGGAAGUACUUUCACGCCUUGAAAAUGACCUUGGCAAGGAAACUGUUGUCAUGGCAAUGUCACUCCUCAUCUGUGCCAGGGAAGGUUUGGAUGCUGAGGAGCUACAUGAAUUGUUGAGCUUGAAGUCACUGCUAGGUAAAACCAAGAUCAGUGUUCAGGGAGUCAUCAAUAUCCAUCUGGCACAAGAGAACUUGAUACCACCGCUCGUUUUCUCCCAGGUCAAGCGAUCACUGCAGACAUUCCUUAACCCACAGGAUCGCUGGAGUACCAGACUGAGUCUAGCCCAUGCUGAUAUAGAGACUGCUGUGAGACAACGUUACCUCCGAGGAUCAGCUGCAGAACAGGAAUUGACUCUUCAUAAACUUCUGGCUGGUUAUUUCUACCGUCAAGCUGACCCUGACAGAAACCAGAGUUUCCAUGGUAACAGCAUGCGGGCCUAUUGUGAACUGCCGUAUCAUUUGUCUUGUGCUGGAGAGUUUAAGGAGCUACAAGAUAUAAUUUGUGACAUCAAGUUCAUUGACAGAAAAUUUCAGCUUGGCCUUGGCCCCAGGCUGAUGGAUGAUUUCCAAAUGAAAGUGUUUGGAAAUAAGACCAUCGAAAGAGAUCAGAACAAAAUGAUGUCAUCAGACAGUUUCCAGCAGUACAAGAUGUUUGUAUCAAGGAAUAUGCACAUCCUGACCAGCUACCCUGGGUUAACAUGGCAACAGGCCAUUAAUGAACCAUCAGACUCAAUACCAGCACAACAAGCCAUCAAUUUACCAAGAGACGCCAAGGAAAAAUGUUACAUAGAGUGGACCAAUAAGCCUGAAACUAAAGAUCCAUGUUACCAAACCCUGGACAACCUCCCACAGCCUGUGAUGUGUAUAGCUAUCAGCCAUGACUGUCAGUACUUUGUUUGUGGGGGUUUGGAUGGAGUUGUACGACUGUAUAACAUGAACACUGGCAAGGAACUUCGUACAUACCGUGGCCAUUCUGAUUCUGUCUCAGGUGUGUGUUUCGUCAGCAAGACACUCCUCUGUAGUGCAUCGUUUGACAAAACCCUCAGUAUCUGGCAUGUAGAGGAUGGACACCGAGUCCACCUGAUGAAGGGCCAUACGCGACGUGUGAAGGCAUGUGCAGCUGAUCCUGCUGGAAAACUGGUGGCAUCUGCCUCCUGGGAUUGUACAGUAAAGGUGUGGGAUACUUCAAAGGGAUCUCUAUCCUGCUCUCUCAACAUAGGCAGUCCUGUGAACAGUGUGUCCUUCCAUCCUGAAGGCCAGCUCCUGGUGACUGGAAGCUGGGAUGCUACUAUCAAGAUCUGGGAUGUGUUCCACAAAAAAAGGAAGGCUAUCCUGCGAGGACACUCUACAUCUGUGCGUGAUGUUGCAUACUCACCUUCAGGACGCCACAUCGCCUCCGCUGCUCUUGAUGGUGAUGUGAAAAUCUGGGCAGCACAGAGUGGAACUCAGGUUGGAAGUAUCCAGGGACAUGCAGCACCAAUCAACAAGCUUAUAUACUCACCUACUGGUAAAGAACUCAUCACCGUUAGUGAUGACCACAAGGUCAAGGUGUGGUCUGGACACUUGGGUGUACCUAUGAUGAAGAUUGGUGAAGAGGGAGGAGAACCCAUUGUAUCAGUAUGUUUUGACCCAGAAUGCACUUAUGUUGCCCUUGGUUACCACUCAGGCAUGGUGAAGGUGUUUGAUGUUCUCACUGGACUUGAGUUAUGGAGCAGUCGUCUUCACAACUCUAGAGUAAGAGGUCUGAGUUACAGGCCAGAUGGUGCUUUCCUCUUCACAGGAGCAGAUGACAACACAAGCAAGGUUGUACAUGCAAGGGAUGGCAAGCUGCAGUAUACUAUGAACAGUCACACAAAACCUGUGAUGUGUGUCUCAGUGUCUACACACUAUACUGCUACAGGAGGAGAGGAUUGUCUGUGUUAUAUAUUUCCCUCUAGAUGGACUAAUCCAAAGAGCAGCCCUCGAGAGCUGAAGUCUGUAACUUGCCUGAGCAGCCAUACUGGACCAGUGACUAGCUGUGUGUUCAGCCCUAAUGAGAAACAACUUGCCACAGCCAGUCGUGACAUGGUGACUGCCUCCAACGAUUUCACUCUGAAAGUAUGGGAUGCUAAGACUGGUGCUGAGAAACAGAAGAUGACCGGUCACAUGUCUUCUAUAUCUUCAGUAGCGUACAAGUAUGGCUGUGUUGUCUCAAGCUGUAAUGAUGGAUCAGUGAAAGUGUGGUCACACAAAGGCACAGAAAUUACCACCCUACAUUCCCAUCAGAGGGCAGUGCAUGCUUGUGACCUUUACGUCAGAGUGGCUGAGGAUGACAAAAUUAAUAUUUCAGAUUCUGAUGGCAUGGAUUGGAGUGCUGCAGUAACAGCAGAGGAAUCUGAGGCAAAGGCAAAGAAAGCAUACAAACCCGCUGUGAAACUAGAGGAGGUUAUCGUAGCCACUUGUGGUGACGAUGGCACUGCUGUGUUGUGGAAACCUUUACAGGCUAAUGAGAUGGCUAAUCUGACCGGUCACUCUGAUCGUGUUGUCAGCGUUGCCGCCAAUAAAGAUGGGCACUUGUGUACAGCGUCCCUAGACAAAGCCAUUCGUCUUUGGGAGCCCCAGUUGUCUACAGAAUCUGCCAGUGAUGUACAUAAUGCACCUGUGACUGUUGUUGAGAUGUCACAAGACAAAACCAUUCUGCUUACUGGCAGUAGAGAUGGAAUUUUGAAGAUUUGGCAUAAAUCCAGUGACGUCAGCACACCAAAUUGUGUCGCAUCCAUACAGGCCCACAAGAAAUCUAUCAAUGCAGCCUGUUUCCUGGCAGUCAAUGUUUUUGUAACUGGAGGAGAUGAUGGCCAGAUUAUCUUGUGGAACAUUUACAAAAAGAUCCAGUUUGGGAAAAGUGUACCAGUGUGCCAGAAAAAGAAAGUAUUCAGUACGAUGUCACCAGUAACUGCCUUAGCCACCUCCCCAGAGAUAGAGUCUAAAACUGGUCAUAUUUUCGUAUCUGGAGAAUGGUGUGGGAAGCUCAUCGUAUGGAACACUGAACAGCAGGCUGGUCUCUCCAACAGUUUUGACUUUGGUAAAACAGAUUGGAUACUAGGGAUAAAGUUCAUGAUCGGGAAAGCCACACCAACCUUCCAUGUUGCCACAGCAAAUGGUUAUGUCUGUAAGGGAACAGUGAACAAGUUGGGUCAGAAGUUGAGUUUUGUAGACUGUCUAUACAUCCCUCCAAGCUCCGACAUACCCCAACACAGACAGGUUCCUGUUAGAAUCCUGGAUCUAACAGCCUGCCCAAGGGAUAGUUAUGCUGUUACCUCGACUGGUCAUAUUAGCAGUAUCAGCAGGUUAUUGGAGAAUCACACUGAAACAAAGAUCCACAGUGCUCCUGUCACCAGUGUCACAACUUCUGAUCACUUUGUAUUCACUGGAGCACAUGACUGUACUGUCAAGGUCUGGAGAAGAGAUGACAAACUUAGACAGGUGGGAUUGUUCUUCUGUCCUGCUCCAGUGGAGAGUAUCGCCAUUAUCAGCCAAUCAGCUUCAGCUGGGAAAUCUGUGGUUCGUCUUGUCUGUGGUGAUCAGCUUGGCAACAUCCACUUUCUCACCUGGCGCCAGUAGACCCAGUACCUGUGACAACCCCAACACAAACACACAUGUGUGACGUAUUUAGCCGUCACUGCUCCAGGUUAGAUGUGACAUCACUACCUUUUCAACACCUCUGAUUUGUCUUUGAUUGACAUACACGUGCGUCAGGUGUAAAUAAAACAUUUACUUACGUAUAUAUGUUACUAUGAAUAGUUAUGGUGGCCUUGAGAUCAAUUUUAGAAAUAUUUAUUACCAUGAUGACCAUCGUAAGUCAACACUACAUUUUGCUCAAGUCAGGAUUUGCCUUCCUGGUGAUGCUACAACAUACAGAGAUAAAACACUUGCCCUAGUUGUUUUGCACAUGUAAAGAAAAUCCGUUAUUUUGCAAGUGGUUAUAUGUAAAAUGGAAGGAAGGAAUUUCCUGAACCUAAAGAACAUUAUUGUAACUUUAACCUUGUGUUGUUUCUGAUUUACAUGUAUUUAAUACCACAGGAGACACAUGUUUUACUAAAGGCUAUGUGUCAAAUUUAUUUUAAGCCGGAAGAUUCAAACAUGUUGAUUUAGGCUAAUGUAUCACAUUCACCUUAGAAUUUCAUUGUUCAUAUGGUACGAAAGGAAAUGAUUUUUUGCACAUUUGGAAAACAUGGUGUUAUAUGUAUGAUAUAGUGUAAUUAUUGAUUUUUAUGUAAACAAUGUGGAAAAAAUUCUAUAAGUCAUUGUAUAUAUAUGUCUAUCUUAGGAACCAGUUUAAUAUAUAAAGCUAGCAAGAUCACCAGUUUCAUGGUAUUACUGUAACACACCUUUUUGUUAAUGAGGUUGAUAGAGGCAGGCAUGGUUCUGCCUCCAUGUCCAUAUGAUAUAGUAUUACUUAUAUUGAAAAAAAAAGUUACCUACAUAUUAAGGUACAAAAUUCAAUGCAUGGUAUUCAAUAUUCUAAAUUUUAGAUGCAAGCAUUUAUUCAAAUCAAUGUUUAAUUCAUAGACCAAUCCGUAGCUCUAAUGGGUUUAUGCAAAUGUUUUAGUUUUUUGUGUGCAUUUUUAAUUGCAGUUUUAAAAUGACAAAUGAUAUUCUUUGUAAAUAACUUAAAAUUUAAUGCCUUGUAAAUAGUCCUUUAUAUAA